Gastrolobium bilobum is the source of this 1305-nucleotide messenger RNA. Its product is annotated as probable leucine-rich repeat receptor-like protein kinase At1g35710. Gene Ontology annotation, molecular function: protein kinase activity; ATP binding. Gene Ontology annotation, biological process: protein phosphorylation. The record is from RefSeq and is a predicted model, not a curated record. The coding region runs from base 1 to 1305 and encodes 434 amino acids. NCBI's taxonomy places the organism in Eukaryota, Viridiplantae, Streptophyta, Magnoliopsida, Fabales, Fabaceae. The transcript is spliced from 3 exons.
AUGGCUGCAUCAAACUCCUCAUCCAUAAAUGAGGAACAAGAGGCUUUGCCUCAUAGCAGGUGGGGAGGCCAAAAUAUCUCAGAAUAUUGUGAUUGGAAUGGUAUUGUGUGUAAUGAAGCUGGAAGUAUUACAAAUAUUUCAACGGGGCAUUAUUUUUAUGUUCCUCCAACAGAACUCCAGAUUCAGAACUUCAAUAUAACUGCUUUUCCCAAUUUAAUCCAUCUAGAACUUAGUGAUUUGGGACUCAAAGGAAGCAUCCCCAAAGAAAUAGGCUCUCUUACAAAGCUCAAGUAUCUUGACCUGUCCUCUAAUUGUCUUCAAGGAAAUGAGGAAAGAAGAAAGAAUGGAGACUUAUUCUCAAUUUGGAACUAUGAUGGUAAAAUUGCAUUUGAAGACAUAAUUAAGGCCACAGAGGACUUUGAUAUCAGGUAUUGCAUAGGAACUGGUGCUUAUGGAAGUGUAUACAAAGCACAACUUCCCUGUGGUAGAAUUGUUGCACUGAAGAAGCUUCACAAAAUAGAAUCCGAAAAUCCAUCUUUUUGCAAGAGUUUUUGCAAUGAGACCGAGAUCUUGACAAAAAUUCGCCAUCGUAACAUCAUUAAACUUUAUGGUUUUUGUUUGCAUAACAAGUGCAUGUUUUUGGUGUAUGAGUACAUGGAAAGGGGAAGCUUGUUUUGCAACUUGUCCAAUGAUGUGGAAGCACAAGAGUUGAAUUGGAGCAAGAGGGUAAAUAUUGUGAAAGAGAUAGCCUAUGCCUUGGCUCAUAUGCAUCAUGAUUGUACUCCCCCUAUUGUUCAUCGAGAUGUUACUAGCAACAAUAUUUUGUUGAACUUGGAGUCACAAGCUUAUGUCUCAGAUUUUGGCACAGCAAAACUUCUUGAUUGUCAUUCAUCUAAUCAAAGUUUCCAUGUUGGCACUUAUGGAUAUGUUGCUCCAGAAUUGACUUAUACCUUGACUGUGACUACAAAAUGUGAUGUUUAUAGCUUUGGAAUGGUGGCUUUAGAAACAAUGAUGGGUACACAUCCAGCUGAAUUGGUUUGCUCUUUGCAUAAACCAUCUAUUCAAAACAAGAAGCUGAAAGAUAUAUUGGACUCACGUAUUCCACUACCCUUUUUUCGAAAAGAUAUGCAAGAUAUUGUGCUUGUUGUAACAUUAGCAUUAGCAUGCCUGUGCCCGGACCCAAAAUCAAGACCAUCAAUGCAGGAAGUAGCUAAUGAGCUUUUAGUUUCCAAGUCACCAUUGCUUUGGCAUUUUCAGGACAUUUCAAUCAACCAAGUGAUUAAUCAAAAAAUAUGUUAUAGGUAA